UUUCAUACAGCAGUAUUCAAGACAGCCUCCUUUAUCAGCAUACUUACAUAUACAUGAAGACUGCUGGAAUUUACUAAGACUAGGAAGAAUCAAUAAUUUCAUCAGAUGUUUUGUAGAGUACCCCAUAAAACGUAGAUUCUCUCUCUCUCUCUCUCUCUCUCUCUCUCUCUCUCUCUCUCUCUCUGUUUCGUGGCGGAUGCACACAGCAGUGAGCGGGAGGAGGUCAAUCCUUACGGGCGCAGGAUCCGUCUCUGUGGUCAGUGACUCGCACCUCGGCUGGGAAAGUUCCCCACAGCAAAGCAUAAGCCUUCACCCUCAUCCGCAGCACUCAGACCAUGAAAAUGUCCCAGCUGAUGUCUCCACCGCUCCUACCACUGCUGCUGCUGCUGAGCCUCGGCCUGGGUGCUGCAGCACCAGGUGGGAAAUCAAGCCCCUAGUUGUGAGGUUACAGGCGAAAAUGCCAUUGCUUAUAAGAUGGGACUCUGCUUUCCAGUGGCCCGGUCAAAUUUGGAUCUCGGUAUUAGCACCGUCGCAAUCGCCGGUGGCAGACCAGCGUUCUUCCCAAGCGUGGGCACGCUGUUUGGCUCUCCUUCCGAUGACCCGGCGCCGCCCAUACGCUUUGGCGUACCCACAUGGCGUCCCCGGGGCUGAACCUGGCGUACAGGGGCGGGCCACACAGCCGCCGAUCUUGUUGGGAUGACAGACCCAGGACUGUCGCGCAGUGGGCACCGAGUCUUCAUAUCAAUGUGAUACCCUCACAUCUUUAGCCUCCACUUCACUCUGUGACCCAAACUAUAAUAAAGAUCUCACUACUGAA
Scylla paramamosain (green mud crab) is the source of this 817-nucleotide messenger RNA. RefSeq lists its product as uncharacterized. The transcript has 4 exons. Lineage: Eukaryota; Metazoa; Arthropoda; Malacostraca; Decapoda; Portunidae. Bases 197 to 700 code for a protein of 167 amino acids. The record is from RefSeq and is a predicted model, not a curated record.